UCAGCGUCUGUCAUUUUUUAUCAGGGUUAGUUCAUAUGGAUCGCAUCACGACUUCCGCUUGUUCGUUAUUGCCAAGGGACAAAUCAACCUAAACAAAUCGCUUACUUCUGCCAGCUCGCGCAUUCAAGAGCUUCUCAUCCGCCUUAGAUUUGGCUUUUUGCCAUUGUUUUUUCUAGGUCCUCCGCGGACUCGAAACAAACAAAAACAAUCAAAGCGACACGCGCGGCGGCCAUCGAGGGCUCGCUUAGAGAUCGACAUUGCAUUUGAGGGCGACUUCUGGGGAGUGGGUUGAUAUUCCUACAUUGUCUCUGCAGGAUUGCCAUGGCUAGGCCCCAGGCGAUUGAAAUCAGUAGUGAUGAGGAGGAGGAUGAGGAUCUGCGAAUCGCGAUUGCGCUGUCGCUAGGGCAGGAUCCAGGGAAGCGGACUGGUGGGCGGCUUGGUGGGCGAGGUGGAGAUCGGGUGAUUGAUUUGACGCAGGAUGAUGAUGAGGAAAAGAAGGGGGAGGAGGAGGAUAAAGUUGACGGCGGCGGCGGAGGCGGCGGCGAUGUUGUUCAUGAUGGUCGCAGUCUUCCAACACCCCAAGAUCUGACAGCACCAGUGCAGCAACUUGCCUCAGCUUCGAAUUUCACGUCCAUCGGCCUGGACAGAAAACGGAUGGAAGAGGAACGGCUCGCCAGGUUGAGCAAGCGCAAGGCGUCCCAGCUCGAUGACGAUCAGGCGUCGGCCAGGCCCAUACAGCGACCGAGGACGACUCCCGCAUCAUCCGUGCCUCCCACUGCUGCUUUUCCGGAGAAAGAGAAACCAACCGCACCCGAAGCUACUCUCCCAGGCGCGACGACGCCAGCGCGAACUCGACUUCCCUUCCCACACGGCGUCGUCAAGAAGACGUGGGCUUUUGGCCAGCCGAGACAGGGUGACGAUAUCAAGAUUGAGGAAGUCCUCCAGAAGCGCCAGCUCCUGCUGGCCGUGCUCAGCUCUUUCCAGUGGGACUACGACUGGCUGGAAUCCAAGAUCGACCUGGGACGGACCAGGCUGAUUCUGAUUGCGUUUGCUGCCGACGCGGCGGAGCAAAAAGAGCUGCGCGCCGAGGUACCCGGUGACAGGAUCCGGUUCUGCUUCCCGCCGAUGCAGCAGAUCGGUGCAAUGCAUUCCAAGCUGAUGCUGCUUAAGUACGAAAAGUACCUGCGGAUUGCCGUUCCCACGGGAAACUUUGUGAGGUAUGACUGGGGAGAGACAGGGACCAUGGAGAACAUGGUGUUCGUCAUCGACCUUCCGAGGUUUGAGACGGCUAAAGAGAGGGAAGCGCAGAAGCUCACGGCAUUUGCUGAGGAGCUCUUUUACUUUCUCCAUGCCCAGGGGCUGGAUGGGAAGCUCGUAGACAGCCUACGAAACUACAACUUUGCUGAGACCGGCCGCUAUGGUUUCGUACACACGAUCCCUGGAACUCAUACUGCAGAGGAGGCAUGGAGGAGAAGUGGGUACUGUGGCCUUGGUCGGAUGGUCAACGUCCUCGGCCUCGGAUCUUCGGCGCCUAUUGAGUUGGACUUCGUGUGCGCAUCUCUAGGCGCCGUCAAUUACAGCCUCGUUACCGCCCUGUAUCAUGCCUGCCAGGGCGAUUCAGGUCUCAAAGAGUACGAGUUGCGUAUCCGGUCGAGCAAGGGCAAAGGGCCGACAUCGGCUGAGGAAGCUUUGUCGAUGGUCAAUCGACAUAUGCGGGUAUUCUUCCCUUCACGGCAAACCGUUCUCGAGAGUAAAGGGGGAAGAAAUGGAGCUGGGACGAUCUGCUUCCAGUCCAGGUGGUGGCAGUCGCCCACAUUCCCUCACGAGCUCCUCCGAGAUUGCAAGUCUGUCCGGAAAGGCUUGCUCAUGCACAGCAAGCUGAUGUACGUCCGGCCUCGCGACGCGCCUGGUAGUUUGGCAACCUCAGCUGCCCGUUGCUUUGCCUACGUCGGCAGCGCCAACCUUUCCGAAAGCGCGUGGGGGCGACUUGUACGAGACAGGUCAUCGGGCAAGCCCAGACUUACAUGUCGUAACUGGGAAUGCGGUGUACUCGUUCCGGUUGACUGCAGUCCGGCCCAGGUUCCUUCGAGUAUUCACGACGGAGCUGCACCCGCGUCGGGGGUGUCGCCAUGCGAACAGGGGCGGAGAGACCCAGAAACAGACUUGACCACGUUGUUCCGCGGGCGUGUGCCUGUCCCAAUGGAGUGGCCUGGGCGUGUGUUUAGGUCUCCGGUGGAAAAAGUCAGGGACAGGGGCGGGGACGAGGAAGGGGAGGAAGGGACUGCGGUUGUGCCUUGGUUCUUUCAGGAGUAGUCGCGAUGACGUUGGGGCAAUUCUGUUGGGGGGUUGUUGGGGAGGCGGCGGAAUGGGGGGAGGCGAGUGCGCAUGAGAUCCGGGCCUAGGAGUGUUGUUGCAGGAAACGAACAUCGAGAUCCGAUCAUACACGUAAAAACCAG
This is a messenger RNA of Parathielavia appendiculata, 2456 nucleotides long. RefSeq names its product phospholipase D/nuclease. The coding region runs from base 322 to 2313 and encodes 663 amino acids. Lineage: Eukaryota; Fungi; Ascomycota; Sordariomycetes; Sordariales; Chaetomiaceae. Gene Ontology annotation, molecular function: 3'-tyrosyl-DNA phosphodiesterase activity; single-stranded DNA binding; double-stranded DNA binding. Gene Ontology annotation, biological process: DNA repair. Gene Ontology annotation, cellular component: nucleus. The transcript is spliced from 9 exons. The record is from RefSeq and is a predicted model, not a curated record.